CCGCAAUUGAAUCUUGUCGCGCAUCACAACGUCGACAAUGGCUUCAAAAUGCCUUGGCGAGCUGAUGCUCCGUCCGUCUUCCAUAGCUUGCAUGCCACAUGCGCAUGUGGGCAAGCAGACAUUGCCAUGGAUACGGCACCGCGGCUUCUCCUACACCCCAACUCGACCGGCACAAUCAACGACGAACGACGGCAAUGACCAAAGCUACACAUCCGGGGGAGAAUCAAAAAAGCCAAUAAUCCGCUACGUCUCUAAGCAAGCGGAUACAGAGGCGCAACCACAGCCACAAGCCCAGUCACAGCCCACCCAAGACGAAACCACACGAACAAUUGACUCUCUCUUCAGUGGCAUGCCCACCAACCGGACUCCACCACCAUAUAUGCAACAAAAUGCCGCGCCAGCAUCGAAGGGAAACCGUAUAUUUGGCGCGGAAUUCUCAAACGCAACCCGCUCCCGGCCUUCUCGCCCACCGGGCCUAGCAUUUGACUCCAUGGCGCUACCCGACUCGAUGCUGAACCCUAACUUGUCCAACAAGCCCUCUGAUGCAUCCAGCCUAGCCGUACAGCAAGAAGAGACGUUCUCCUCCUACCCGCGUCUUAAUCCAACAUACGGACGCACAGUGGAGCUGGAUGCGAGCCGCGGACGAGAUAUUGUGCGGGGAAUCGGCAUGUUGGGCAGUUUAGUGGCGCGCAACAAAGUCAAGGCCGACUUCAAUAGACAGAGGUUCCACGAAAGAGGGGGUCUAAAACGAAAGAGGCUCGCGUCGGAGAGGUGGAGGGCAAGGUUCAAGCAAGGCUUCAGGGACGUCACUGGACGAGUCACUGAGCUGACGAGGAAGGGAUGGUAGAUGUCCGAGCUUAUACGACGCAGGAGCCAGAAGAUGCGCCAUGUAUGACUUAGGUACGAAGUUCACAGACUGUAUUAUAACAGCAUUUGCAUGUGCCUGCAUAGGGGUAUCGAAAUCUCAAAGACAUGUGGUGCGGGUAUCAUCUUACAUCAGAUUCCACGCACACUAUUU
Molecule: messenger RNA, 1018 nt
Organism: Bipolaris maydis ATCC 48331
Lineage: Eukaryota; Fungi; Ascomycota; Dothideomycetes; Pleosporales; Pleosporaceae
Product: mitochondrial 37S ribosomal protein bS21m
Biological process (GO): mitochondrial translational initiation; translation
Cellular component (GO): ribosome; mitochondrial small ribosomal subunit
Molecular function (GO): structural constituent of ribosome
Source: RefSeq, a predicted model, not a curated record